Molecule: messenger RNA, 1493 nt
Organism: Corticium candelabrum
Lineage: Eukaryota; Metazoa; Porifera; Homoscleromorpha; Homosclerophorida; Plakinidae
Product: NADPH:adrenodoxin oxidoreductase, mitochondrial-like
Exons: 1
Coding region: 114-1493 (459 amino acids)
Biological process (GO): ubiquinone biosynthetic process
Cellular component (GO): mitochondrion
Source: RefSeq, a predicted model, not a curated record
GUCGUGUAUUUUACAAGUUAGCUUCUUCCAGGUGUGCUCAUAAUGACACAAAGUACGUCUGUAUUGUUGGGAGUGGUCCAGCUGGUUUCUACACUGCCCAACAUCUUCUCAGAAUGACAGAAAACGUCUGUGUUGAUAUAGUCGAGAAGUUACCUGUUCCAUUUGGUCUAGUGCGUUAUGGUGUCGCUCCUGAUCACCCUGAAGUGAAAAACGUCAUCAACUCCUUUACACAUGUAGCAAGAGACAAACGGUGCAGAUAUUUUGGCAACCUCGACGUAGGAAAUGAUGUGAAGAUAGUAGACCUGUUGCGUUCUUACCAUGCUGUUGUAUUAGCCUAUGGUGCUCAGGCUAACAGAAAAUUGAAUGUCUCUGGAGAGACGUGUGACGGAGUCAUAUCUGCUUCAGACUUUGUAGGCUGGUACAACGGUUUCCCACAGAAUGCUAAUCUUCAUCUGAAUCUCAAUUGCAACACAGCAGUUGUACUGGGACAUGGCAAUGUUGCUCUUGAUGUUGCUCGGAUGUUGCUGACUCCUGCUCAACUUCUUGAAAAGACAGACGUUGCAGCUCAUGCAUUGGAUGCUCUCAAACAGAGUAGCAUAAAGAGAAUCAUUAUUGCUGGUCGACGUGGGCCAUUGCAAGUUGCCUUCACUAUAAAGGAGCUCCGUGAAAUGGUUCGGCUUCCUGGUUCUCGACCAGAUUUGGAUACUAAUGACUUUAUAGGGGUUCCUGAAAAAAUAAGUGAACUUCCAAGACAACGAAAGCGUCUUAUUGAGCUGCUUUGUAAAACAGCAUUGGAAGAUCCAGGAAACAAUGAAACAGCCAGACGACAAGCAGCUCAACGAGAAUGGAACUUAAAGUUUCUACAUUCCCCAGUUGAAUUUGAAUCAAAGAUUAUCGAAGGGGUAAAUUCCCUUGUAGCUGUCAAGUUUGAACAGAAUCGUUUGGAUGGAAACAAAGCUAUACGAACUGGUCACACGAUGUCAAUACCAUGUGGACUAGCUAUCAAAAGUGUUGGAUAUCAGAGUGUUUCUAUUGAUCCUGACAUUCCAUUUGAUGUACACAAAGGCAUUAUACCUAAUCUAUGUGGCAGAGUUGUCACCCCAAAAGACAGUGCAACUGGUUUAACUUCAGGCAUUGCAAACACUUCUCAUGUCGUUAGUAAACAUUACAGAGUCAUUCCUGGACUAUACUGUAGUGGUUGGAUCAAGACAGGACCUGUUGGUGUUAUUCUUACGACAGUCAACGAUGCAUUGGAGACAGCAAAGUCAAUAUAUGAUGAUAUCAGUGGUAACGUUCUUCAAUGGGAUUCAAGAUCAAGAAACGGAGACGUAAUGGACCAGUUUCAGAAGAAGCUGGUAACUUUCUCGGACUGGAUGAGGAUAGACAACUAUGAAAUAUUAAACGGUAAAGUCAGCGGAAAACCCAGGGAGAAAAUAGUCAAUGUAGAGAAAAUGCUAGAUGUAGCAUUUGGAGAUAACAAAGCAUCCAAAUGA